Messenger RNA from Insectozyma verbasci, 2148 nucleotides. Lineage: Eukaryota; Fungi; Ascomycota; Pichiomycetes; Serinales; Debaryomycetaceae. The record is from the annotation of a GenBank genome assembly.
AUGGAAAAAAUAUAUACUGUCAAUGAUGUAAUUUUGACAAGGAGAGGAUAUCACAUAUCUGGAACAUUAAUAUUAUCAUCAUUCCAUCUUGUAUUUACAUUCAACCCCAACCCAUCAUCAUCAGCAACAAAUUCACAACCUAAAGAAAUAUGGAUAUGUUAUCCUAUAAUAGAUCGAAUAUCAAAAUCAAGAGGAUCAACAUGGUUAAAUAACAGUAAAAGUAAUAGUAAUGUCACUGAUACUUCACCCCCAGUGAUAGAUGGACUUGAUCAUUAUUCAGCAUCAAACAUACGACUUCAGUGUAAAGAUUUUACAUAUUAUUCAUUUGAUUUUAAAUCUGAUUUUAUAUGUACUGAAGUAUUCACAAAAUUGUCAUCCCUAGUAACUAUACUAAAAACUGAAAAUAACAAUUUGAAAACCCUAUAUGCAUUUGAAUAUAAACCAAACAUGUUGGAACAAAAUUUAGAAUUAAAUGGAUGGAAAAUUUACGAUCCAAUUAAAGAAUAUAGCCGAUUAGGAUUAAUAACUGACAAAGAGACAUAUUGGAGAAUUGCAAAUGUCAAUCAAGAUUAUAAAUUUUGUCCAUCUUAUCCUAAAAUACUCAUUAUUCCAAGUUCAAUAUCUGAUAAUGUUUUGAAACAUGCUGGUAAAUUCAGAUCCAAACAACGUAUACCCGCAGUUGUAUAUAAACAUAAUAAUAUUAACGGGAAUGUAAUUGCAAGAUGUUCUCAACCAUUAGUUGGAUUAAAUUUACAAAAUAGAUCAAUACAAGAUGAAAAGUUAAUUGAGGAGAUUUUUAACUCACAAGAAGAAGAAAGAAACCAUAAAAUGAAAUUAGAAGAAGAAGAAGCUGAAGAUGGUCUAGAUUAUCAAUCUCAGCAGACGCAACGUAAUUUAUUAGUUGAUUUAAGACCAAUAACUAAUGCAAUGGCUCAACAUGCCUUGGGAGCAGGUACCGAGAAUGUAGAUAAUUAUAAAGGAAAGACAAAGGAUCAAAAUGAAAAUGGACAUAAGCAUUUCCCACAUAGACAUAAACCAACAUCUUGUCGACAAGUUGAGAAGAUAUUUUGCAAUAUUGAUAAUAUUCACGUAAUGAGAGAUUCACUAAACAAAUUAAAUACUAUCUUAAAUGAUUUAGAUAAAUAUCCAAUCAACAAAACAAAUCCAUCAUCAUCCAUGUUACAGCAACAACUUAGUAAAACACAAUGGUUACAUCGUCUAUCUAUAAUUUUACAAUCUGUGGAUCGUAUAAUAAAAUCAAUUCAUUUAAAUAAUACAAAUGUUAUUAUUCAUUGUUCUGAUGGUUGGGAUAGAACAUCUCAAGUAUCUGCAUUAGCUCAAUUAUGUCUAGAUCCAUAUUAUAGAACAAUAGAAGGGUUUAUUAUCCUAAUUGUGAAAGAAUGGGUUAGUUUUGGAUUCAAGUUUAAUACUAGAGCAGAUCAUGGUGGUUGUAUAGGAGCAAUAAUGAAGAAAGAACCAAAGAAUAUUGUACCUCAAAGUGAAAGAAGUGACGAAAAUCCAUUAGAUAAUUCAAUGUAUGCUGAAAAUAUAGUGAAUGAAGUGAAUAACAGUGGUGCUACUUCUUCAGUAGCUUCAUUUUUACAAAAGGCAGCUAAAGCAGCUAGGGAUAUUAAAAAUAGUGCCCAGAAUGGAUUAAAUUUAGAUGAGCAAAAUAAUGAAUUGGGUAAUAAAUUUAACAAUCCAUUUGGAUCAUCCACUUAUAACGGAUCAUCUGAAAAAUCUCCUAUUUUCCAUCAGUUUUUAGAUUGUGUUUAUCAAAUAAUGAGACAAAAUGGGAGUAAAUUUGAAUUUAAUAGUCGGUUUUUGAAAAGGUUAUUGUAUCAUUAUUAUUCGUGUCAAUAUGGGACUUUUUUAUGUAAUUCAGAAAGAGAAUAUGAAGAAUAUAAAAUGGUGGAUAAUACAAUAUCAAUUUGGGAUUAUUUUAAUCUGAGACCUAAUGAAUUUAAAAAUCAAAAUUUUAAAAAAGAUAAUGAAGAUGUUGAAGGUGUUUUAUUUUUCAAUUUUGCUGAUAUUAAAUGGUGGUUUGAAUUAUAUGGUAGAUCAGAUGAGGAAAUGAAUGGACUUCUGAAUUCUUUGGAUAGGAAAUUUGCUCAAAUGAGUUUUAAAAAAGAAAAAUCAACUGAAUAG